CACAUACUGUAUAUGUUGUUGAAAUUGCACCGCUGUUGAUGUGUUCUGGUUAGAUUAAAGGUAUAAAAGAGCGUCAGACACUGUGUGGAACUACACUUUGCUGCUAAUUAUUUUUAAAUAAGGAUUUUUUAAAAAACAAUUAACCAUGAUAAACAAAGGAUGACUAUACAGUGGAACCGUGGUUAGCGUCAUUAAUUAGUGCUAGAAGGUCCGAACCAAACCCAAAAUGGACAUUAACCGAAUAAAAUUUUCCCAUAAGAAAUCAUGUAAAUCCAAUUAAUCCAAUUCCGGAAACCUUUUUUUUUUUUUUUUUAAAUAGUUUUACAGUUAUAGCUUUACAUGUAUAAAACGAUUCUAAAUGCAUAUAAAGGACAAAUGAAAGAGAUAAAUGAACAUUUAAGGUUACUUUUACCUUCACUGAAGAAGUGAGAGAUCCCAAAGACACGAUGUGGCAGAGAGAUCAACCACCACUAUCUUCCUGUUUUGGAAGUGAUUGUCCCCUCUUACGUCUUGAAUGAAGGUAAAAGUAACCUUUAAAAUUAACUGGACAUUUAAUUCAUGCUAAAAAAAAUUUGGCUAUUAAGGAGACUAGACUAGACUAGUUAUGAGCCAUGCGUUGUGUUCAAAGACACCACGUAAUUUUUGUUGUUGAAUUCACUGUUUUUCAGUGUAGACGUAUUUUCAGGGAUUUCAGAGCAUACUUAAAUGCAGCACAUUGUACUUCCGCAGUAAGCUAUGCAAGUGAAUGGGAAGAAUAUCCACUUACUGGUUUUCUUUGUCUUUGUGUUUAUUUAGACCACAUGCACCUCGCUGUUGUUUAUACUGACAAUGACGAAGUGUUGUUCCGAGGAGGAGUAGGGUUGUGUUUGUGAGUUGAUAGUACAUAUACAGUCAUGCCCCGUUUAUCAAGGUUAAUUGGUUCCAGACCCAACCGCGAAGUAGGAUUCAAUAGUAAUAAAUUAAUAUUUUUGUAGUUAGAGCAUAGAUAACCUGCUUGGAACCCUGUACACAUGAAAUAAGACCCCUGUUGUCAUCUUUACACUCCUAUUAUUCUUUGUUUACACCACAUUGCUCAACUGUAAUGCACAGGCUAUGGGAUCACUGCAGGGACACAAGAGACAGCCAUGGCGUUAACCAUUUUCAAGCUAGCGAGAUAACUAUUAGCCUAACAGCCGUUUCCGCUUGGACGCAUUUUACUGCAGCACAUAACUUUCCGUGUGUAGGACCUGUCAAUAAAAGCGCGUCUUGCAUAAACAGCAAGCGCUAGGUAAGUUUCCAUGAUUACUUUGCUCGGUUCCGGUCAACUUUUCUCACUACAUUGACUUUGACUUAAAUUCUGAAACGUGAUUGAGCACAUAAAUCUGUUCAUAAUGGAACUUUUCUGUUGGCAUAAGUGGGCAUGUUUACCAAAGAUUCUAGAGUUAAAACAGGAGUGCCGAUCAGCAUCCACAUCCGUAUUAUGCCCUGCGUGGGUUUGCCCACCAUGAUAAUGAGCAGAAUCCAGAAGCUACGCAUUGAAAACAUGUCCUCAGCACACUGCUCAGCUAUUAAUUGCUCUAAUAGAUGGUCCAAAACGUUUGCACGGGGUGGCCAGUGGUGGCCGUGGUCACACUCCGGCCACUUUACUGGCCUUCUAGAAAACUCAGGUAUCAACUUGUUGCCACCCCUAUGUGAGUAAUGGUUUCACUUUGGCCACCCCAAUGCAAAAUUUCUGGCUUGGCCACUGAUGCAGUGUAAUAGCAAUCUAAUAUGUCAUAUCUCAAUAAUGAAACAUUGCUGACACCUCGUUGGCAGAAUACUACAUAUAUAAUUAAUUAAUAUAUUUUGGAAAAACCGCAAGGGAGCAUUAAUCGAACAGCGAUACUGCGAGGAACGAAUGUAUGGGAGCAAUGUAUAUACAAUGUAACAAUGUAUGUAUGAGGGGGUGGCUGGGCUUGAGGAGCACACAGGACUCACCUCUCAUGGUGACAUCAGCUGAUGUGCGCAGGGUUCUGAACAAAACAAACCCACGAAAAGCAGCAGGCCCAGACAACAUCUCAGGUCGUGUACUUCGGGUUUGCUCAUCAGAGCUGGCUGAUGUGCUUGCUGACAUAUUUAACCUGUCACUUGCACAAGCAUCUGUAUCGACCUGCUUUAAGUCCACCACCAUAGUGCCCGUACCCAAGAAGAGCAACGUGACCUGCUUGAAUGACUAUCGCCCCAUAGCACUCACUCCUAUUGUUAUGAAGUGCUUUGAAAGAAUAGUCAUGACCCACAUCAAAAAGAGCAUCCCGGCCACUGUGGACCCUCUACAGUUUGCAUACCACCAGAACCGGUCCACGGAUGAUGCAGUCAACAUUGCCAUCCACACAGCCCUUUCUCACCUACAGGGCCAGAACACAUAUGUCAGAAUGCUAUUUAUAGACUACAGCUCUGCUUUUAAUACAGCCAGCCCCCACAAACUCACAGAUAAGCUCCUCACACUUGGCCUGUCUCCCUACCUCUGUAACUGGGUGUUUAACUUUCUCACAGGCAGGCCCCAGUCAGUCAGAGUCCACAAUCGCACAUCCAGCUCAAGAAUUGUGAGCACUGGGACCCCACAGGGGUGUGUGCUGAGUCCACUCCUCUACACGCUCUUCACCUACGAUUGCAUGGCCUCCCAGAACAACACCAGCAUCAUCAUUUUUUUUGUAUACUUUUCUUAAAAGUAAUGUUACAAUCUCGUCUCGUUUCGUUCUUGUAGACCCAAUCUCGUGUAUUGUCUUGUCUCGUGAACUAAGUGUCUCGUGACACCCCUAAUAGAAACAUUUUGAUAGAAUAAAGUGACGUUCACGGCUGUCACUCAACAUGUCUGUUGCAGGUGCACACAGAAAAGCCGUCUCUCACAGAGGCGACUGACAAUGUUAAGUCGUUGUGUUGUUGUCUACACAUUCAAGAAUAACUAACAUCAGUAGCUAAACUUUGCCAAAUCACUAUCAUUAGCUGACAACAAACAGAACUAAUGCACGCACAUGUGUGUUAUGUGGGGCGUGGCUUGCAAUGCUGGAGCAGGACUAGGGCGGGCUUGUAACGCUUGAAGCACAUUCGAAAGUUAGUACCUCCCCAUGCAGCACCUAACCAAGCCAGACAGCACCUUUGUUAGCAAAUUGUAUUUUCAGAACGAGCCGUGGGAAAAUAAAAUCAAGCUGCAGGCAGAAAAUGCCCCCUCGACCACACUUUGGACACCCUGAUUGAAACUUCUUUUAUUGGCUGAAGUGGAGCAGCAAUAGUUCCACAUUGUAGCUUCUCGAACUUUACUGAACGAUGGCGGCACACUGCUUUUGUCUUAUCCACUUGUCUGUUUAUGUAUUUUACCAGGAAGGCCCAGUGUUCCCAAACACAAGACACAAAACGACAAAAGAGGGUUUUCAAGCUCUGACUUCUCCUUGGCACUAUCACUGGCCAUGACUCCCGCUAGACAAAGGCUGGGCUGCGCUGUUUUCGUCCGCCUAGUUCUUCGCUGUGGGAAAUCUGUGGGCAGCUCUACUGAAAAAAAAGGCUCCAUGCUGAAAAAUGUGAAUACAAGUACAUGUACUGUUGCUAAAUUAACAACACACCUCGCUGGAGAAUGCAGAGGUACUUUUUCCUUCUUGUGACAUAUUUAACUUCUAUCUUCUUCAAUGACCACUCCUUAUGAAAUACAAUAACGGGGAAUGCAUUAAGGGGUGUGAUUGGCUGUUAAAAUAACUUGGGAGGAAUGAGUGGGCAACAACAAUCACUUUAACGUGGCGUCAAAAUGACAACAAGUUCACUCCAGUGAAGUUGUGCUCAGCGCUGCCUCGUCACCUGAUGAGCUAACUAAGCAUUCCAGGUGUUCCUGCUCCACUUUGCUGGCUCAAAGUGGAGAAAUGACGAAUAAGGAUGUGGGAAAGUUAAAAACACAAACAGGUUUGUCCACAGCUGCGAUGUACUAAACAUGCCCACAAAGUCAAGUCACAGCAACUAGUCUGCUGAGCGACAAGCAACAUAUGUUGGAAAGCUACACAGGGUCCUGGAUCCAUAUUGUUUCUCCGGACCACAAGGAAUAAACCAGAUACUUGUCAGCUGUCUCCUCUCCCAGGCUGAGCACCAGGAAGUUCCCAUGCCACUGGGCGCCCUUCUUAUCACUGGAUGGUUCCAGAAGCUGCUGAGAUGAAGUCAAAGACAAUGCUGCUGCUUGUCCUAGCGGUCCUGGUGCCAAGCCUGUCCCAGGGCCGCGUCGUCUCCAGAUGUGAGCUCAAAAAGAGACUUGAUGAGGCUGUCAUGCUACCUGAUGGGCUUCACAUGUUCAAAGAAAAUAUCCUGUCAGUGGUAUUGUGUGAAGUGGAGAGGGCAUCCCAGCUGAACACCAGCCUGGUCAGGACUGUCCCUACCAUGCCAAUAAUCCCUCAACCAACAACCACCACCAUAAGACCCCCUGAACCACCGACAACAUCCACCACAACACCCCCUGCACCACCGACAACCUAUACCACAAGACCCCCUGAACCAACAACCAAUGCCACAAGACCCCCUGAACCUCCGACAACCAACACUACAAGACCUGAACCAACAACCAAUGCCACAAGACCCCCUGAACCACCGACAACAUCCACCACAACACCCCCUGCACCACCAACAACCUAUACAACAAGACCCCCUGAACCAACAACCAAUGCCACAAGACCCCCUGAACCACCGACAACAUCCACCACAACACCCCCUGCACCACCAACAACCUAUACAACAAGACCCCCUGAACCAACAACCAAUGCCACAAGACCCCCUGAACCUCCGACAACCAACACUACAAGACCUGAACCAACAACCAAUGCCACAAGACCCCCUGAACCACCGACAACAUCCACCACAACACCCCCUGCACCACCGACAACCUAUACCACAAGACCCCCUGAACCAACAACCAAUGCCACAAGACCCCCUGAACCUCCGACAACCAACACUACAAGACCUGAACCAACAACCAAUGCCACAAGACCCCCUGAACCACCGACAACAUCCACCACAACACCCCCUGCACCACCAACAACCAAUACCACAAGACCCCCUGAACCAACAACCAAUGACACAAGACCCCCUGAACCCCCGACAACUAACACUACAAGACCUCCUGCACCACUGACAACCAAUACCACAAGACCCCCUGAACCAACAACCAAUGCCACAACACCCCCUGAACCCCCGACAACCAACACUACAAGACCCCCUGAACCACCGACAACAUCUACCACAACACCCCCUGCACCACCGACAACCAAUACCACAAGACCCCCUGAACCAACAACCAAUGCCACAAGACCCCCUGAACCCCUGACAACCAACACUACAAGACCUCCUGCACCACUGACAACCAACACCACAAGACCUCUUGCACCAAUAACCAAUGCCACAAGACCCCCUGGACCCCCUACAACCAACACUACAAGACCUCUUGCACCACUGACAACCAAUGCCACAAGACCCCCUGAACCAACAACCAUUGCCACAAGACCCCCUGGACCCACGACAACCAACACUACAAGACCUCCUGCACCACUGACAACCAAUACCACAAGACCCCCUGAACCAACAACCAAUGCCACAAGACCCCCUGAACCCCCGACAACUAACACUACAAGACCUCCUGCACCACUGACAACCAAUACCACAAGACCUCCUGAACCAACAACCAAUGCCACAAGACCCCCUGAACCCCCGACAACCAACACUACAAGACCUCCUGCACCACUGACAACCAACACCACAAGACCCCUUGCACCAAUAACCAAUGCCACAAGACCCCCUGGACCCCCGACAACCAACACUACAAGACCUCCUGCACCACUGACAACCAAUGCCACAAGACCCCCUGAACCAACAAUCAUUGCCACAAGACCCCCUGGACCUCCGACAACCAACACUACAAGACCUCCUGCACCACUGACAACCAAUACCACAAGACCCCCUGAACCAACAACCAAUGCCACAAGACCCCCUGAACCCCCGACAACCAACACUACAAGACCUCCUGCACCACUGACAACCAACACCACAAGACCCCUUGCACCAAUAACCAAUGCCACAAGACCCCCUGGACCCCCGACAACCAACACUACAAGACCUCCUGCACCACUGACAACCAAUGCCACAAGACCCCCUGAACCAACAACCAAUGCCACAAGACCCACUGAACCCCCGACAACCAACACUAGAAGACCUCCUGCACCACUGACAACCAACACCACAAGACCCCUUGCACCAAUAACCAAUGCCACAAGACCCCCUGGACCCCCGACAACCAACACUACAAGACCUCCUGCACCACUGACAACCAAUGUCACAAGACCCCCUGAACCAACAGCGAAUGCCACAAGACCCCUUGAACCCCCGACAACCAACACUACAAGACCUCCUGCACCACCGACAACCAAUACCACAAGACCCCUUGCACCAACAACCAAUGCCACAAGAUCCCUUGUACCAACAACCAAUGCCACAAGAUUUCCAGAACCAUCAAUCAUUCCCACAAGACCCCCUGAACCACCAACAACCAAUGCCACAAGACCCCCAGAACUGUCAACCAUUGCCACAAGACCCCCAGAACUGUCAACCAUUGCCACAAGACCCCCUGCACCACCGAUGACCAACACCACAAGACCUCCUGAACCACCGACAACCAACACCACAAGACCCUCUGAACUUGUGACUAACACAACAAGAGCCCUUGCAUCAAUAUCCGAUGCCACAAGGCCAUCUGAAACAACCACCAUUCCCACAAGACUCACUGAACCACCAACCAAUGCUACAAGACUUCCGGAACCAACAAUCAUUCCCACAAGGCCCCCUGCCCCAUCAACCAUUUCGACAAGGCUCCCUGAAACGACAACAGUUGCCAGAGGACUGGAAACCUUUGGCACUGCAUCCCCUGAAUUUGCAACCAAUCAGUUUCCAAACGCCAACCUGACUGACAUAUCACGGCAGAUUGAGCUGGCGGCCCUGGAAAAGCACGUGGAUGAAAUGUGGAGGAAGAAAGACGGGAAGCGUCGUAAGCGUCAGUCAGGGGACAGGAGCUGGGACGAGCAGCCAUCUUAUUAUGGACUCUUCCAGCUUUCUGACUCAAUUUUCUGUGCCUCAAGUAAUUCUUCGACAAACAACAUCUGCAUGACGCCGUGCAGUGCUUUCAUCGAUGAUGACAUCACAGAUGACAUUGAAUGCUUUGUGGCCAGCCGGUACUGGAUGAAUGUUUUCAGGACAGCCAGCAGUGAGUGUUACGAAGUCUCCAAUUUCCUUGAUGAAUGUAGCUGAGCUCACAUCGAGAAUGAUGAAUCUUGUAAUUCAUUGCUUAACUUACUGUAUUUUCUUUCCUGACUCAAAAAUGUUUCUUUUUUUUGUUCCUCCACCCAUCAUGCAAUAAAAAUGCAAUCAUGUGCCCAUGA
Molecule: messenger RNA, 7412 nt
Organism: Dunckerocampus dactyliophorus (ringed pipefish)
Lineage: Eukaryota; Metazoa; Chordata; Actinopteri; Syngnathiformes; Syngnathidae
Product: mucin-2-like
Exons: 6
Coding region: 4129-7281 (1050 amino acids)
Source: RefSeq, a predicted model, not a curated record